AGGUAUCCCUCAGUCACCACAACCACGAACAUGGACACAGCCAGCCAGGCGCUCGCGCAACGUCUGCCUAAGGGUAUACGUGAUACAUGUGCUGCUCAAUCAGAGCACAGCAAUGUCCCUAUCUCAACUCUAAUCCACCAUAGGCUUAGACGACGCUCGCGAGCAGAGCAGGCUUAGAGUUAGCAGUACUUAACUUAAGAGGAAGAGAAGGCGCUUGUAAAGUUCCUGCUACUAAUGUCUAGUCUCAGACAACCUAUGCGCGUUAAGUGUCUUCGCUCGCUAGCGUUCAGCAUAACCCGCCAGCGAUCUAUGAAGAGCGAUUUGAUUAAGUGUCUAGGGAAGAACUGGCCAUGAGCGUUUAAGAAGCGUCACCCUAAACUCCAGUUAAGAAGUGUCAGAUUAAUAGACUAGAAGCGUCAU
Molecule: messenger RNA, 420 nt
Organism: Bipolaris sorokiniana ND90Pr
Lineage: Eukaryota; Fungi; Ascomycota; Dothideomycetes; Pleosporales; Pleosporaceae
Exons: 1
Source: RefSeq, a predicted model, not a curated record